AUGGAGAAAUGGGUUCUGCUGUUUUUGGCUCUGUUCAAUCUCAAAGCCUUUGCUCAAGAUACCUGGCUGGGGAUUGACUGUGGAUCAGAAACUAGCACCGCAAAUAUAGGAGGAGUGUGGCAAACAGAUGAAGCAUUCAUUAAAACAGGCACUAACCAAUUUGUUUCGAGUGAUAACUUCCAAACAUUGGGUCUGCUAAACACCCUCCGAGCCUUCACAACGCAGAACAAAAAUUGCUAUGCGCUUCCAGCACUCGCCACCACCAGAUAUUUCAUCAGAGCCACCUUUCUAUAUGGCAAUUAUGAUCGCCUAUCAAAGCCACCAAAUUUCGAUCUUGAGAUCGAUGGAAAUAAAUGGAUGACUGUUGUCAGCUCCUCCACGGAAAUCUUCCACUAUGAGAUCAUUUAUACUAGCAUGGGAGAUACUAUUAGCGUAUGCUUAGCGCAAACAAUGGUGAACCAAUUUCCAUUUAUUUCCUCGUUAGAAGCAUGGCCAAUUCUUGAUAAUAAUAUGUACAUCCAUAUGAAUCGAGAUCUAGCCUGGCUCAAUAGCUACCGGUAUAAUUAUGGUGCCAACGACUGGAUCCUGGGGUACCCUGAUAAGUACAACAGGUUGUGGGAGCCAAUGGCUCAACUUGGCCUGGUGAAUACGAGUGCUGAUCCCGGAACAAUUUUAACUUCUACACCUUACGAGUAUCCACCAGAUUCAGCUGUUUUAGAUGCUAUGGAGGCUCAAAAUGCUACGGACUCGAUUACUCUAUCUUUUGGACCUAUUAAAACAAACAGCCUAAUCAAUAUUGAAGCGUAUUUCACUGCAAUGUCAUUGGACGAGGUGACAGAGACGAGAGAGUUCGGGUUUUAUGUGGGGAAUAAGCAACUAGCAACUGUGACCACUGAGUAUGGGACAUGCACAGGAGUAUGGGCCCUUGUAACUCCUUUUAGCAGCUCUUUAACCAUUGAAUUGCGACCGACAAAAACUUCGAAAUUGCCCCCAAUUAUCAGUGCUAUCGAAGUGUACACAGCCAGUGAUCCACUUGUUACAACCAGAACAUUGCAGGAUGACCUUGAUGGACUGACAGUGUUCGUACAUACAUUCGAGCAAUUGAAGGGGUGGAGUGGGGAACCAUGUCUCCCCACACACACGGCAUGGCAAUGGUUGGGCUGCACAGGCAGUGAUCCUCCCAGAGUAACAUCAAUAGAUCUAAGUAACAACAGUCUCUACGGGCAGAUUCCAGAGUUCCUCGGAAAUCUACCAAAUCUAAAGACACUUGUCGAAGGAAAUACGAAUUUAGAUGCUUCUCACAAGAAUAAAAAAACUACAGCCUUGAUCAUUGGACUAUCAGUGGGAUUAUCUCUCGUUGUCAUUAUGAUACUCGUGGCUCUCUUAUAUUGGUUAAUCCGAAUAAAACGAGCACACCAAGGACAGAAUCAAGCAACAGGUCCUGAAUCUGGAGGACCUGAGAAUCCUCCAAAAAUGAAUUCAGAGAGCACCUCAGUAGAGGCGAGCAUAGAACAACUCAUUAGGCCACAACCACGACCUAGUGCACCAAUGGAGCCAUCAAUGGAAGAAGAUUUCGAGCAAAACUCUGAUGAAGACUAUGUUCCCGUUAGUAAUGCAAAUCAAAUUCAUCAAUCUAUGGCUCCAGAAAUGGAUUUGGAAGAACUUGAGGAAAUUAUCAAACAACGCGAAUAUAACACACAUGAUGAUCCUGAUCAUGAUAAUGACAACGCAAAUUCCAAUGAACAUAAAAUCCCAGAUAGAGUGCACGAAAAUGAGCAAGCUAUGGCUCCAGAUUUGGAUUUGGAAGAACUUGAGGAAAUUGUUCGACAAGAAACUGGAGGAACUAAUGAAUUACACAACUCUGGAAAAACCUGA
Molecule: messenger RNA, 1875 nt
Organism: Fraxinus pennsylvanica
Lineage: Eukaryota; Viridiplantae; Streptophyta; Magnoliopsida; Lamiales; Oleaceae
Source: the annotation of a GenBank genome assembly